AUGUCAGAAAUAAAUGAUCAAUGUUCGGACACAAGUUCUGAUUUAAACUGGCCAAUUGAUCAUCCAAUGGAACGACAAUCACAACAACAUGAUCGAGUUAUUUUUGAAAAUGUUCCUGAUCAAUAUGUAAAAGGUGAAGAUGUUACAGCUUUUUUUUCUAUUGUUUCGGAUAUCAAGGUUAACCCAAAUGAAGAUCAAAUUGGUUUAUUACGAGUUGGUUCAACAAAUAUAAAACAAUGUUUAGCAUAUGCUCCUGUACAAUUCAAUCCAUCUACAACGUCAGGAUCAACUGGUCAUGGUAUAGCAAUCUUCCCAUCAUCAUCAUUACCAGUAACUGAUGAUGAAUUUUAUCAAUUUUGUUAUAUUAUUAAUAAAACAAAAAAUCUCGGUUCAUCAAUACCAUUUCAAUUAAAUUGUGCCUUAGAUGAUAUUGAUUUAUUAUCUAAUUUACCAGUUGGAAAAACAAAUCCUGAUGGUCUUAUUGCAUUAGCUGAUCAUGAUAAUGAUGAACUUGUUGUUAUACAUACAAAACGUAUGUUAACAGAAGAAAAAUUACGUCAAGAAAAUCGACAAUUAUUAGAUCGCAAUCGUCGAUUAGAAUCACAAAAAGAUGAAUGUGAAGAGAAAUUAGAAUUAUUAGAAAUUAAAACAAAAGAACAUAUGGAUAAAAUUAACAACGAUAUGCAAACACUUACUGCGUCGCAUAAAACAGCAAUUGAUGAGUUAUCAUCACGACAACAAUUAGAAACAAAUUUACGUUCACAAUUUGAUGCUUGUCAAUCCUUGUGUGCUCAAUAUAAAGCUGAUUCAUUACAACAUGCUCAACGUUGUCAGACACUUGAAAACGGUCGUACACAGUUAGAAACUGAAGCAAAUCAACUUCGUUCACGAUUAGCUGUAACAACACAAUUAGUACAAGAUCAAGCAACACAAAUCACUGGUUUAGAACGUCAAUUAAUGCAAUCAAAUGAAUCAGCUUUAACAUCAAGUCAACGUCAAUCAAUGCUUGAACAACAAAUGCAUGAAAUACUUGUAACAGCUGAAAAACAUCAGAAAACAAUAGAAGCACAAUUGAAUGCAUAUUCAAAACAAGUCGCUCAACAAACAGAACAUAUUGUAAGAUUGGAAAAUACAAAUGAUUUAUUACAAGAAGAACUCGCUUCUAUCAAAGCUGAUAAUGAACAUUUAAAAACAAUAUCUAAACAUGAUAAUGAUUUAACAGACGGAUUACAACAACAAUUAGAUUUAGUACUUAUCGAAAAUGAAUCUACAAAAAAUGAAAUGGAUUCACUUCGAAAUCAAUUGGAUGAAAUGAAUGCACAACAACAAGCUUAUGCGAGUGUAACUAAUUCAUUUGAAGCAAUAAAAACACGUUGUGUUAAACAUCAAAAAAGUGAAAUUGAAGCUAAACGACAAUUGGGUGUUUAUAAACAAUUUAUUAAUGAUCUACAACGUGAAAUUCAAGAAUUAACUGAACGAUUAGCAGCUGGCGCUGAAGAAUAUAAAACAUUAUCUCGUAAAUAUGCAGUGCUUGGUCGUUCAAAGGAAAUGGAUCAAUCAUAUAUAACAACUACAGUAAAUGAACCUGUUCAAAAACAAGAAGAAUCAGUUCCCAGUCUUUUUAAUACAUAUGAACAUCGACAAAACGAACCAUCAUUACAAGCUUCACUUGUUGAUAUUGAUGGUGAAGUAUGUGCAUGUCCAAUGUGUUAUUGGGAAUUUCCUGAAAAUAUGACACUUGAUGCAAAGAAAUUACAUAUUGAUCAUCAUUUUGCUUAA
This is a messenger RNA of Adineta steineri, 1779 nucleotides long. The record is from the annotation of a GenBank genome assembly. NCBI's taxonomy places the organism in Eukaryota, Metazoa, Rotifera, Eurotatoria, Adinetida, Adinetidae.